Molecule: messenger RNA, 1380 nt
Organism: Penaeus indicus
Lineage: Eukaryota; Metazoa; Arthropoda; Malacostraca; Decapoda; Penaeidae
Product: zinc finger CCCH domain-containing protein 13-like
Exons: 1
Coding region: 1-1380 (459 amino acids)
Source: RefSeq, a predicted model, not a curated record
AUGACAGAAGUGCCACGUGACAGAAGAAGAGAAAAGACAACACAACAUGCAGUGACAGAAGUGCCACGUGACAGAAGAAGAGAAAAGACAACACAACAUGCAGUGACAGAAGUGCCACGUGACAGAAGAAGAGAAAAGACAACACAACAUGCAGUGACAGAAGUGCCACGUGACAGAAGAAGAGAAAAGACAACACAACAUGCAGUGACAGAAGUGCCACGUGACAGAAGAAGAGAAAAGACAACACAACAUGCAGUGACAGAAGUGCCACGUGACAGAAGAAGAGAAAAGACAACACAACAUGCAGUGACAGAAGUGCCACGUGACAGAAGAAGAGAAAAGACAACACAACAUGCAGUGACAGAAGUGCCACGUGACAGAAGAAGAGAAAAGACAACACAACAUGCAGUGACAGAAGUGCCACGUGACAGAAGAAGAGAAAAGACAACACAACAUGCAGUGACAGAAGUGCCACGUGACAGAAGAAGAGAAAAGACAACACAACAUGCAGUGACAGAAGUGCCACGUGACAGAAGAAGAGAAAAGACAACACAACAUGCAGUGACAGAAGUGCCACGUGACAGAAGAAGAGAAAAGACAACACAACAUGCAGUGACAGAAGUGCCACGUGACAGAAGAAGAGAAAAGACAACACAACAUGCAGUGACAGAAGUGCCACGUGACAGAAGAAGAGAAAAGACAACACAACAUGCAGUGACAGAAGUGCCACGUGACAGAAGAAGAGAAAAGACAACACAACAUGCAGUGACAGAAGUGCCACGUGACAGAAGAAGAGAAAAGACAACACAACAUGCAGUGACAGAAGUGCCACGUGACAGAAGAAGAGAAAAGACAACACAACAUGCAGUGACAGAAGUGCCACGUGACAGAAGAAGAGAAAAGACAACACAACAUGCAGUGACAGAAGUGCCACGUGACAGAAGAAGAGAAAAGACAACACAACAUGCAGUGACAGAAGUGCCACGUGACAGAAGAAGAGAAAAGACAACACAACAUGCAGUGACAGAAGUGCCACGUGACAGAAGAAGAGAAAAGACAACACAACAUGCAGUGACAGAAGUGCCACGUGACAGAAGAAGAGAAAAGACAACACAACAUGCAGUGACAGAAGUGCCACGUGACAGAAGAAGAGAAAAGACAACACAACAUGCAGUGACAGAAGUGCCACGUGACAGAAGAAGAGAAAAGACAACACAACAUGCAGUGACAGAAGUGCCACGUGACAGAAGAAGAGAAAAGACAACACAACAUGCAGUGACAGAAGUGCCACGUGACAGAAGAAGAGAAAAGACAACACAACAUGCAGUGACAGAAGUGCCACGUGACAGAAGAAGAGAAAAGACAACACAACAUGCGUAG